Messenger RNA from Penicillium cataractarum, 1041 nucleotides. Its product is annotated as cytochrome P450. The record is from RefSeq and is a predicted model, not a curated record. The transcript is spliced from 2 exons. Lineage: Eukaryota; Fungi; Ascomycota; Eurotiomycetes; Eurotiales; Aspergillaceae. Gene Ontology annotation, molecular function: oxidoreductase activity, acting on paired donors, with incorporation or reduction of molecular oxygen; iron ion binding; heme binding. The coding region runs from base 1 to 1041 and encodes 346 amino acids.
AUGCUAGACUGGGAGCCACAUAACUUUUUUCGCGGAGCCCCGUUUAUGAUCGCGCGGCUUUCAUCUCUGGUCUUUCUGGGGGAGAAUAGUUGUCGAGAUGUAGAAUGGCUCAAUAUUUCGGUCAACUAUACAAUCGACGCUUUCCAGGCCACUCGUGAACUUCGACUUUGCCCAUCCAUCUUCCGUCCUUUGAUACACUGGAUCCUACCAUCCACACGGAAGCUUCGCAAGCAUUUACACGCUGCGCGUGAAAUUGUCAGUAAAGAAAUAGAGAAGCGGGCAGCGAGUCGCCAGCUUCAAGCACAUGAGUCGCCCGACGCACUGAACUGGCUACACGAGGCUUCCGAGUCUUUUAAUUUGGGGUUCGAUCAAUCCUACGGACAAAUUGGCCUGUCGCUAGUGGCCAUCCAUACAACCUCCAGCCUGCUUACCAAUGUCAUCUACGAUCUAGCAGCAUACCCGGAGUAUGUUCAACCCCUACGUGACGAAAUCGAAGAGGUGCUCGCCGAGGACGACGGUUUAAAAAAGACCAGCCUCUUCAAGCUACGUUUAAUGGAUAGUGUGAUGAAGGAAUCACAACGCAUCAAUCCACUUGCAUUGGCUUUCUUAAACCGCAUCGCCGAAAGACAAGUCUCCCUAUCCGACGGCACUGUGAUCCCCAAGGGCGCAACUAUUGUAGUUUCUGCGCACACCUUCAUGGAUGAAGCCGUUUACCCUAAUGCAAGUCAUUUCGACGGCUAUCGAUUCUAUAAUAAGCGCCUGGAACCCGGGAGUCAGCACAGCUAUCAACUUGUAACAACGAGCAGUCAGCAUUUUGCCUUCGGCCACGGAGUGCACACAUGUCCGGGCCGCUUCUUCGCAGUCAAUGAGUCCAAAAUACUCCUCAUCCAUCUUCUAUUAAAAUACGAUUGGAAGUUCAAGGGGGAACGCAAGCGGCCAAAAAACAUAGAAUUUGGUAUCGAAUCUAUCCCCGACCCAAGCAUUGAGCUGCUUUUCCGAUCUCGUGAGCCAGAGAUCGAUUUGACGGCAUUAGGCGAGUAA